Molecule: messenger RNA, 894 nt
Organism: Anneissia japonica
Lineage: Eukaryota; Metazoa; Echinodermata; Crinoidea; Comatulida; Comatulidae
Exons: 2
Coding region: 15-410 (131 amino acids)
Source: RefSeq, a predicted model, not a curated record
AUUUCCGUUCUAGUAUGUAUCAAGAUUUUGAUGUUGAUAACAUGCUUCCAAAGAGGCACAGGCGACCACCCUCACGCUACGGCUUUAAAAUGGAAUUGAACAUGGCAUCUACUCACGUUGAUCGUGAAUUGCCGUCAUGCUUCCACAGUAUUGUUCAAACUAACCCAAGCAAGUCGCCUCUUGUUCAAGAAAUCGGCACAAUUAACCGAUACAGACAGCUGAAACUUGCAGAGAGCCGAUCACAGAUGGCAGCGAGAUACAACAGAAACAUCAUUUACCAAAAGCGGAUGCAAGAAUAUCAGAAAAGAGUCUGUGAGAGAGAGGCUAAGGAAAGAGAUAUAGGCCUAAUCAAUGAUCAACCCACUGUCACUACUAUAGAAGAGGUAGCCGAGAAUGACGUAAUCGACUGAAGGUGGAAGAUGGCAACAGAGGAAAUUCAAGUUGGCAGAAAAUGGCAACAGAGGAAAUUCAAGUUGGCAGAAAAAACGUCAGCAACACUGUUUCUUCAAGGACUUAUAAUAUAAGUCCUUUGUUUGUUAGAUGGCGUAAAAGGAAGUUGGAAGGAGUGUAUUUUCCCUAUUAGUUGAAAGACAAACAACACACCACCCACUGAGAUUUUCAGUUGUAAAACCACCAACUAAUGUUCUUCGGAAAUGGAAGGACUGAUCGGAAAAUCAUACCCGAUUAAAGUGUGGGAAAUAAGAAGAGUUAGCAUCGUGUGCACUGUCAACUGGGAGUGUAGGUCGUCAGAAAUCACCAACGGUAGGAAGAUGUUUUUGAAGUCGACAAAAAAAUAACACGUGAUGUCCGAAUUGAAGUUGAACUGACAAUGAUGAGCUUGUCAAAAACAAUGAUAGUCAAUGACGAUAUGAUUAACAAUGAUCAUGCUCAAUA